Ziziphus jujuba (common jujube) is the source of this 1359-nucleotide messenger RNA. Its product is annotated as protein STRICTOSIDINE SYNTHASE-LIKE 2. Gene Ontology annotation, biological process: biosynthetic process. The record is from RefSeq and is a predicted model, not a curated record. Gene Ontology annotation, molecular function: strictosidine synthase activity. Lineage: Eukaryota; Viridiplantae; Streptophyta; Magnoliopsida; Rosales; Rhamnaceae. The transcript is spliced from 3 exons. Bases 63 to 1190 code for a protein of 375 amino acids.
UUGAUAUCAUUCAGAAUUGGUUUUUCUCCGCCCCACCGCCCCCCACAAAACCACAAAUAAGAAUGCCUUCAUCAAAGCUCUUCUUCACAGCCACAGUAGCUGUUCUUCUCUCCGCCCUAAGUGCACUCAAUUUCAUUAAGUUUUCAUUUUUUCAUGCUGGAGAUGGAGAAUUACAAAACCACCAUUCCUCCAUUGAAACUGUUCCGAUAACGGGUGCCGUUGGACCCGAGACGUAUGCCUUUGACCGACUCGGUGAAGGUCCUUAUACCGGCGUAUCGGAUGGCCGGAUUAUCAAGUGGCAGGAAGAUCAACGGCAAUGGAUCACUUUCGCUGUUACUUCUUCCAAUAGAUCUGGUUGUGAAGGACAACAUGAUCACGAUCAAACGGAGCACAUUUGUGGGCGCCCAUUAGGACUGAGAUUCAACAAAAAGGACGGCGAUCUCUAUAUUGCUGAUGCUUACAUGGGACUACUCGUUGUGGGACCCCAAGGUGGGUUGGCCACUAGAGUUGCAAAUGAAGCGCAAGGCAUCCCAUUUGGAUUUACCAACAGCGUGGACAUUGAUGAAUGGAGCACUACUGGAGCCGUGUAUUUUACCGAUAGCACCUCACGCUAUCAAAGAAGGAACUAUGUUUCAGUGAUAUUGAGUGGGGAUAAAACUGGAAGGCUGAUGAAAUAUGAUCCACAAAGAAAAAGAGUGGAGGUUCUUCUUAGGAACCUUUCAUUUCCAAAUGGGGUGGCAUUGAGCCAAAAUGGGGAUUUCCUUCUGGUUGCAGAGACCAGUGAAUGCAGGAUUAUGAGGUACUGGUUAAGAACAUCUAAGGCUGGGAGUUUUGAAGUUUUUGCUCAACUUCCAGGGUUUCCAGACAACAUAAAAAUGAGCCCAAGAGGUGGAUUUUGGGUGGGAAUUCAUUCAAGAAGAGAAUGGCUUGUGAGGAGGAUUCUUUCAUACCCUGUGAUGGGGAAAACUCUGGUCAGACUUCCUAUUAACAUUAUGAAAGCUUAUGGGUAUUUGGGAAAAUGGAGAGGAAGUGGGUUGGCUAUGAGAUUGAGUGAGGAAGGUGAAAUCUUGGAUGUUCUUGAAGACAAAACCAGAAUAAGAUGGAAGACAGUGAGUGAAGUGAAGGAGAAAGAUGGGACUCUAUGGAUUGGAUCCAUAAAUAAGCCUUUUGCUGUCAAAUAUAAAGUUUAGUUCUUUCUCUUUUUUUUCUUUUUAUCCAUUCUAUAAAAAUAUUUGCUACCAGAAGCAGAUAAUGUUGCUGAAUUAUUAUUCUUAACCUUUUUAGUUUUGGUAAUUGAAGACCUGUCAAUAUGCAAAAGGAGAAAGAAAAAAAAAAAAAAUUCGUGUUUUUAACAUAUGA